This is a messenger RNA of [Candida] anglica, 1086 nucleotides long. Lineage: Eukaryota; Fungi; Ascomycota; Pichiomycetes; Serinales; Debaryomycetaceae. The record is from the annotation of a GenBank genome assembly.
AUGAAAACCUCAUCAUCUGCUUCGUUAAACACUCUUGCAAAUGAAUCUUCAUAUAACCCAUUCAAUCCCAAUAUAGAACAAGCUUGUGAUUCAUGUCGCAAGAGAAAAUUGAAGUGUUCUAAAGAAUUCCCCAAAUGUACCAAAUGUAUUCAACAUGGUUGGUGUUGUUCAUAUUCUCCUAGAACGGUACGAUCCCCACUUACUAGAGCUCAUUUGACUCAAGUUGAAAACAAGGUGAAAACAUUGGAAAAUCUUAUUCAUUUCUUAUUACCAGAAAAUGUCUUUCAAGAAUAUGAUAUGGAUGAUCUUUUAGCAUCUUCAAGAUUUAAAAAGACUUUGAAACCAUAUCGUGAAGUAUUAGAAUCAACUCCAAUUGACUUACCAAAACAUGUUAAAUUGGAACAAACACAUCAAUAUCCGAUUAAAUCUGAACCUUUUACAAAUGAUCAACCAAUUUCAACUGGAGUUUCUACAUUCCCAACCAUUUCACCAUGUGAAACUACACUCCCCACCACGUGUUGUAGUCCACAACAAAGACCAAGAUGUUGCUCAAACAUCACCUGUAAUAACACUUGUGCACCAUCAAUCGCUCAAUCUCCAUCAUAUUCCAUUUUUUCUGCUGAUGAUAGUAUAUCAAAUGAAUCAGUUUCUGCAGAACAUGAUGUCAAUUCCUUCAGUCUUGACAAGGUUAAAAUCAAGCAAGAGAUUAUUGAUGACUUUUUAUUGAACAAUAUUCCAUUGACUCAACUGCAACAUCAACAACAUCAACAGCAGCAACAACAACAGCAACAGCAACAACAACAGCAACAGCAACAACAACAACAAUUUAUCACCCCAUCAGCAAUCAAAAAUGAAGUACCGGAAACAAGACUGUACUCCGGAAGCAAUUCAAUUGCAUCACCAUCUUCAUUACUAUCAUUGAACUCUUUAGUUGAAGCCAGAACCGUGAGACCUGAUAUCUUACCAGAAGAAUCGGAUAAAAUAAGAUCUGAAGACUUUGCUUCACUUCUCUCAAACAACGGUGAUAGUAAUUAUGAUUUAAUAUUUGAUGAAGUUAUGGAUGAUUCGCCUAUGAUUAAGGCUUAA